UUAAAAAAAGAGAAAUCUAUCUAUGUCGUCGUCAUCAUCAUCAUCAUCUUCCUCUCUCAUCAGGACUUCGUAUGUAUUGCUGGAGCCACCCUUUUUAAAAAUUCGGUCUCGGUUUUGUCUUGGUUUACUUUAUUGUAUUUCAUUCCGUAUCCUCCGCCUCCGCCUCCGUUUUCAUUUUGCAACGGUAAGAAAACUGCGGCGCAAAGUGAGCAGCGCGCAGGCGGCGCCGGGGCGGUCCGCGAUCGCCUCCUGAGCUGUGCCGCGCCGCGCCGCGCGGGCGCUCCGCGGAAGUUUCCUGGGGGGCGCGGAGGGGGUCCGUCGCGGCCGGAGCAGACGCGGGCUAAGCAACAGGAGCCCGAGCGAGGCAUUCCCACGUUCGCAGGGCGGCCCGAAUCCGCGAAAGCCGUGCCGGAGAGAGGCGGCUCCGCACUGGGAGUCGCCGGAGGAGGCUGCCCCGCGAGCAGUCCGCCAGCGGGCUUCCAGCCAGUCGAGGGCGGGUGCAGCACCUUCCCCAAGGAUUCCGACCGAUGUGGGGAGCCUAAACCCCGGUUCUUCUACAACUCAACCUCCAAGAGAUGCGAGCCGUUCAUUUACCGAGGGUGUCCCUGGAACCACAACAGGUACUACACCGUGGAGGAAUGCCAGCGCCACUGCGGACAGAUCGAAAAGCCAGGCUUCUGCCCCCCCAGCCCCACUGGCAUCACGGUCGAGUGCCUGGCAGACUGCCUGCAUGAUGGCAACUGUCUGGGGACGGAGAAGUGCUGUUCCCACGGCUGUGCCCUGCGCUGCCUGAAGCCCAUCACAGACCUCUGCCAGCUGCCUCCCGAACGUGGCCCCUGCGAUUCCAAAAUCCAGAGCUGGUUUUACGACUCGAAGACCCGAAGGUGCAAGAGGUUCACCUUCGGGGGAUGCCUAGGGAACAAGAACAACUUCAAGAGACGUGGCGCGUGCCAGCGGAGCUGCCUCAAGAGAGGCUCCUCCUAACGGGCCCCCUUGGUUGAAACUCAGCUGUGGCCCCGACCGGCCUGCUACGUGCUGCACAAAAAGACUGAUUCAGGAUGGUGCCAGGUGCAGACAGCCUGGAUGUGCAUUUAAAAUGAAUGGAAUUCAGGAAUAAACUAUUGUGGCAGGAGGAUUAUGGUCCCAACCGCUGUGCAAUUCCAAGAAGUAUCUUUUCCUGGCAAGGGUGACCUUCCCGGAGGGGUACAAAGGCUGCCCCCUUCACAAUUAAAGCGCGGAAUCUGCUCCAUGUCUGACUUCUGCCAGGUACGUUCAUGUGCCUGAUCAAGACCGCCAUACAUCCACUUGCCAAAGAUCUGGCACGCCCCUGCUUGAUGCCCGUGCUGCCGCCAUCUUGCCCGCUUUCCUGGCAUCGGAUCGGCCUGUGUCAGUCCCACCCACCCGAGGAGCCAGCACAGACAUGGGGGACUUCCUGGAGGGUCUCUCUCUCUCUCCCUCCCGCUCCAUACAGGGGCCACCCACCUAUUAACACACCCAGUUUCAUAUCUCGUGUCUGGAUUCACACAACACCCCCAAAAUUAAACUGGAUU
Molecule: messenger RNA, 1550 nt
Organism: Python bivittatus (Burmese python)
Lineage: Eukaryota; Metazoa; Chordata; Lepidosauria; Squamata; Pythonidae
Source: RefSeq, a predicted model, not a curated record